ACAUCAUAUAUGGAUUAAUAAAUAAAUAAGGAAAUUCCAAUUUUAAUAUGUUUCUAGAAAGGAAAGAAAAUAAAUUGAGUAGGCGAGUACAAACUACAAAGACCUUCCUUCGAACUUUCUAAGGAUGAAUUGCAAGUUUUGUCACCCAUAUUAUCUAUUUAUAACAGGUUAGUCAUCCGAAUCACUUUUGCUUCAAUUUAGCCAUUAAUACUAAACGUUUAUGUCAUCCUUGGUCACUCGCCGUCCAUUUCUGUUAAAUCUGUUCUACGCGGCAGUCAAUAGUUAAGUUUGACUACUGAAAUAGUGAUGUGGCAAUAAAAAAAUUAUUUAUUUUGUAAUAUAUAAGAAAAAUGACAAGAAAAAAGAGAAGAAAAAUCUACGCUCUAACCCCGCCCCUCACUUUUUCUUGUGCUAUUGGCUGCUGCCAUUACUAGAAGACCCGCCCCUAACUCCCCUGCCUUUCUCCCCUGUUCCCAGAAGACCCACUGCCGCCGACUACCGUUACCAGUUGCGAGCAGUUCUCGUAGCAGGCCUGUUUCUCCCAGGCGGGGCCGUUGAUUGCGAGGAGGUAGGGAAGCGAGAAGAGGAGAAGAAGCAUAAACAGAACUCCGACCAUCUCCCUUUCAUCCAUCUCUUGCCAGAUUUGAACGUCGACGAUCUCUGUUUCAAUUGCCACCAUCAAAGUUGUCCGGUCCAAACUCAGUCGCCUCCUCCGUUUUCUUCUCCUUUUUCGUAUGAUUCUUGCUAUCCAUAGAAUCACCCAAAGUUUUGAUUUCACAUUUUAGUAACCAAUUGUAAAUUUUAAGUCGAAUUGAUUUGUGAAAUAGUGUCCUGUUGGCGCAAUCAAGUAUGGUAAAAAAAUGCUUCGAAUUUAGCUAAAGAGCAGACUUCGGAUGUCGGGAAGAUAAUAAAGCCUCUUCCGGUUGAGCCCGUCGUCGUCUGCCUCUUGUCGUCGGCGUCAAGUUCGUUGCGUCUUCAUCAUCGUCAGUCUCUUCUCCAGCUCUGAAUUCGCGGCGGCGACCACAAUUUCGACAGCCUCUCCUACGUCUAAGCCUCUCCUGCGUCUUAGCCUCCCCAUUCGUGCUCCUCGAUUUGUUCAAUCUCCGGUUGGUUAGCGUCGAUGUUGAACCCGAAACUGCUUGGGUCGAGUCCGGCGCAACGCUCGGCGAGGGAUCUGUUUUGGGGUUAAUGGCGUCGGGUUUGAUUUUAGUUUUUCCAAUUUAUCUUUUUUAAUUUUUGAAUUUUUUAUAAUAUAUUAUAUAAUUUUGAAUUAAAUUAUGACGUGGCUGCAAAGGUGGUGUCUAUGUGUCGGUCAGGUUGUUGCCACAUCAUCAUUUUAACAGUCAAACUUAACUGUUGACUACCUCAUAGGACAAAUUUAACGAAACUACACGGCUGGUGACCAUAGAUGAUAUAAGUGUGUAAUAUCACUGUAUUAGUGGCUAAAUUGAAGCGAAAGUGAUUUGAGUGGCUAACCUGUUACAAAUAGAUAGUAUGGGUGACCAAAUUUGCAAUUCGGUCCGGUCCGGUUUAGCAGAUACAGUUAGAUCCCUAAAAAUACCAAACACUCUUCCAGAACCUCGCUCGACCAGAGCAAGGACGAAACCAUGGCGUUUCUAGGCAUUGAUUUUGGUUGCGCAAUUGGAUCUCUCCGCCACGGCCAGUUCCCUGAGAAGGACUGCUUGCUUCCUCUCAUCUCUAAGCUCCUCGGCUACGCCAUCGUCGCUGCCUCCACUACUGUCAAACUCCCUCAGAUAUUGAUCAUCUUGAAGCACAAAAGUGUGAGAGGGCUGAGUGUUGUUGCCUUCGAGUUAGAAGCGAUUGGAUACACGAUUGCUCUUGCAUAUUGUCUGCAUAAAGGCCUGCCAUUUUCAGCUUAUGGGGAAUAUGUGUUUCUCUUGAUCCAAGCGAUAGUCUUAGUUGCUGUUAUCUACUACUUUUCACAACCUGUUGGGGCAACGACAUGGAUCAAGGCAUUAAUAUUUUCUGCGAUAGCACCAACUAUUUUAGCUGGUCGAAUUGAUCCCAUGCUUUUCGAAGCUCUAUAUGCAUCGCAGCAUGCAAUUUUCCUCUGUGCAAGAAUUCCACAAAUAUGGGCCAACUUUUCUAACAAAAGCACUGGGGAGCUAAGCUUCCUAACCUUUUUCAUGAACUUUGCCGGCUCUAUGGUGAGAGUAUUCACCAGCCUGCAGGAAAAAGCACCAAUGAGCGUUGUUACGGGCUCUGCGCUUGGCGUGCUGAUGAAUGGAACUAUCCUGAGUCAAAUACUCAUGUACAAAAAGCCACAACCGAAAAGAGAGAAGAAACAGCAGUAGAGAAGCUCUUUGAUGCAGGGUAAUGCAGUUGUGAUUUGGUGAAAUUGAGAAGGGCGGUUUCUAUACGAAUACAUGUCAGCAGAAAUCAUAGUGGGAAAUCUUCACAGUUAUGGUUGAAUUUAUUUGGCAAUUUCAUGUUGUAGCAUCAAAAGGGUUUAACAUAUUAGCAGUCUUUCUUCUCCAUGGUCCUUUUCGCCAUGUCAUGGACGCUUGAGGCUGGCCUUUGCUUUGCCUCGCAAAAGGGAUAAGCUUCAUGCUCUCGCUUUUUCUUUAUAGUUGUUUGAAAGCAUGGAAGAGGCCGGUGGGACGAAAAGCUACACCGUGACACGAGCUUUCUGUUGGACUGCUUCGUUUUCCUCCUCGACACACUGGUUUCUGUUUGAACAUCAACUGAAGGGCUCAUCGAAAAUUCCGCAAUAGAAAAGUGAUGGAUUUCGUUAUGAUUCGUUCUAAUCAAUGAAAUUGAAAAGC
This is a messenger RNA of Linum trigynum, 2786 nucleotides long. The record is from the annotation of a GenBank genome assembly. NCBI's taxonomy places the organism in Eukaryota, Viridiplantae, Streptophyta, Magnoliopsida, Malpighiales, Linaceae.